AUGAGGAAGAAAACAGGAGAGGAGGCAUAUGCAGCGCCGCGCCGGCGCCCAGUCAUUGUCCCCAGCGCGCCGCCGGGCCGCGGAGGACGCACAUGGCCGGGCGCCGCUGAGGCCGCCGCCCCCGCGCCGCCCGCCCAGGCUGCGUCCCGGGAAGCCCGGCGCCCCUCGCGCCCCGGACCUGAGCGCAUCCCCAGGGAGGCGCCCUGGCCGGCCGCGGCGGGCCCCGAGUCCCCGGAGAGCCGCGCCGAGGCACCCGACGGCGCGCCCCAGCCGCCCGCCUACUGCCUGCAGGACUUCGACACGCUGGCCACCGUGGGCACAGGGACAUUCGGGCGGGUGCAGCUUGUCAAGGAGAAGACAGCCAAGCAUUUCUUCGCCCUCAAGGUGAUGAGCAUUCCGGAUGUCAUCCGCCUGAAGCAGGAGCAGCAUGUGCACAACGAGAAGUCGGUGCUGAAGUAAGUCAGCCACCCGUUCCUGGUCAAGGUGUUCUGGACGUGGCACGACGAACACUUCCUGUACAUGCUGAUGGAGUUCGUGCCAGGCACCGAGCUGUUCAGUUACCUGCAUAACCGGGGCCACUUCUCCAGUAGCACCGGACUCUUCUACUCGGCGGAGAUCAUGUGUGCCAUCGAGUAGCUGCACUCCAGGGAGAUCGUGUACCGGGACCUGAAUCCUGAAAACAUAUUGCUGGACAGGGACGGUCACAUCAAGCUCACCAACUUUGGGUUCUCCAAGAAACUGAUAGACAGCUAA
Messenger RNA from Manis javanica (Malayan pangolin), 753 nucleotides. The record is from RefSeq and is a predicted model, not a curated record. Lineage: Eukaryota; Metazoa; Chordata; Mammalia; Pholidota; Manidae.